Molecule: messenger RNA, 515 nt
Organism: Cydia fagiglandana
Lineage: Eukaryota; Metazoa; Arthropoda; Insecta; Lepidoptera; Tortricidae
Gene: CPR25
Product: endocuticle structural glycoprotein SgAbd-5-like
Exons: 3
Coding region: 186-506 (106 amino acids)
Cellular component (GO): chitin-based extracellular matrix
Molecular function (GO): structural constituent of chitin-based larval cuticle
Source: RefSeq, a predicted model, not a curated record
UCAUCCUUGGCCAACUCGGUACGAAUAGGCCCGCGCCAUUUCAUCACUUGAUUCGAGUUAUCACCUACAACAUAGGUACAUACAUUUGCACAUUGUCAAUUGCUGUAAUAUUUGCGAACAAAAGUCCUAUUUAAAGAACACAUUCUCAAUUUUGAAUCAGUAUACUGUCACGUCUUCAGUUCACAAUGAUUGCUUUGAAAGUUGUGUUAUUUGCCGUUUUGGCGACCAGCUUGGCUGCUGAAGACGCAUCCAAACCAAAAGUAGAAGUACUGACUGAGAGAACAUUCGUCAAAGAAGAUGGGUAUAAUUUCGAGUACAAGUUAAGCGACGGUGUGUCGAGACAAGAAGAAGGAUCACUGAUCACAGUAGGCGAUCACCAGGGCAUCGGUGUUCGUGGCCAAUACUCGUACGUAGCUCCCGAUGGCCAGGAGUACACGGUGACGUUUACGGCUGAUGACAAAGGCUUCAAUCCGGUCAUCCGCGCCUCACCCGCUAAGGGACAAUAAAAUAUUUUU